CCUCAGGUGAUCCACCCGCCUCUGCCUCCCAAAGUGCUGGAAUUACAGGCAUGAGCCACCAUGCCAGGCCCACCUGAUGUAUAUUUUAAGACCUCCUUUGCUGGUGGAGGACAGAUUUUGUGUGAAGGGGAGGAAUAAAGAGUGGGAGCAAGGGGGCCACUGAGAAUGGUGUUGGAGAGGCUUGGGGGAGAUGGUGGCUCAGGAUGAUGGGCUGGGUUUGGACAGGGCAUGGAGGGGCUUGCAGGUGGAUGGGCUGUGGAUGGUGGAGGAGAGUAACGAAGGUUUCUGUCCUUCAUGAGCCCUGGAGGGAACAGACGAGAUCACACCAUUGCAUAGUAAGGUAUCCCUUACUGUGGGGUAGCGAACCAGGCAGGGAACAACCUGGGAGGAAUCAAAUUUUAUUUUGGACACGUUACUUCUGAAGGGCUAACAGACUUCCAGGCAGAAAGGCCCUUGAAGGAAACAUUCUAGGGGUCUCUCUGGGAGGCUUAGAUCAAGGAGCUGAGACCAAAAGGAGAAUGGGAGGGACGAGAUGAUACAAUAGAGGUGGAGCCGAGGCCCUUAGAGGCGGAUAGGUGGAUUCCUGAGGGAGGAGGAAGGGGCUGAGGUUGCUAGAGCCUGGAAGCUUCUUCCGGAGCCAUUGGCAGGACUUAUGCAAACAGCUCUGGGUGGGAAGAGGGAACCAGGAUAUCCUCCUGUGUCUUUCCUCUUCUGCAGUCAUCCUGGAUGACUCCCAGAUGGAAUUUCUUGGAUGUCAUUGCUUGGAGGUCCCCUGCAUGCCUGAAGAAGGACAUGCUGGAGAGCAGGAUGCCUGGAUCCCAUGGGGGAAGGGAAGUGCCCAGGAAAGAACGAAGUCCCAGGGGGAGCUUUUAGUGUGUGGGUGAGUGGGGAGGCUGGGGUAGUAGCUGACACUGUCCCAGCUGCAUCCCAGGUUUGAAAGGCACCUCCUCCCCCAGCGCAGGCAUCCUGCCUCCCAACCCUGUAAUUACGGCGCUUCCCAACGCGUGGUUUGCUCCCAUUCUUUGGCUUCCAAUAGUUGCAAGGGAUGAAGGUGGACAUCUCUGUGAUUACGGAGAUGCCAAGCACCCAGACUCAGCCCACCCCAGCUUUGGGGGCCAGUACACAGCCAUGAUGCUCAACUGGAAGCUCCUUGGGAUCCUGGUCCUUUGCCUGCACGCCAGAGGCAUCUCAGGCAGCGAGGACCACCCUUCUCACCCACCCGCAGAGGACCGAGAGGAGGCAGGCUCCCCAACAUUGCCUCAGGGCCCCCCAGUCCCCGGUGACCCUUGGCCAGGGGCACCCCCUCUCUUUGAAGACCCUCCGCCUCCCCGCCCCAGUCGUCCCUGGAGAGACCUGCCUGAAACUGGAGUCUGGCCCCCUGAACCGCCUAGAACGGAUCCUCCUCAAUCUCCCCGGCCUGAUGACCCUUGGCCAGCAGGACCCCAGCCCCCAGAAUACCCCUGGCCUCCUGCCCCUGAGGUGGACCACCGACCUCAGGAGGAGCCAGACCUGGACCCACCCCGGGAAGAGUACAGAUAAUGGGCUUCCCCCAGCCAUUCUGCUCCCAGGCAUCUCCAGACACCCACGCCCUCUCCACUCUGAUUCCCCGUGAACUCUUCCCAAUUUAGCCCGUCUCCUUAAACCUCUUCCUCAUUCCCUCGGUUUUAUUCUGAACCCAGAAGGUGGUGUUCUCAAUAUUUCCUGUCCCCUCCUGAGAUCCGUACUUAGCCCUCACAUUGCCCGUUUUUUCCUCUGACAGCCUAAGCCUACUCUCAUACCUCACCUCCGGGCCUCGGCCCCACCUACCUCCCUCCCCGUCUUCCUGCCCGCGCGAUCGCUGGGGCAGGGCUGCGGUACUGUGUUCCCUUCUGCCACCUGGUGGCCGGCGGCAGGAAUUAUCAGUAGACAGCUGUUGCUUCCAUGAAACGGAAAAAUAAAAAUCACGUUUUCUUAA
This is a messenger RNA of Macaca mulatta (Rhesus monkey), 1954 nucleotides long. The record is from RefSeq and is a predicted model, not a curated record. Lineage: Eukaryota; Metazoa; Chordata; Mammalia; Primates; Cercopithecidae.